Sinocyclocheilus rhinocerous is the source of this 2025-nucleotide messenger RNA. RefSeq names its product target of EGR1 protein 1-like. Gene Ontology annotation, molecular function: snRNA binding; 3'-5'-RNA exonuclease activity; metal ion binding. The transcript is spliced from 7 exons. Lineage: Eukaryota; Metazoa; Chordata; Actinopteri; Cypriniformes; Cyprinidae. Gene Ontology annotation, biological process: snRNA 3'-end processing. The record is from RefSeq and is a predicted model, not a curated record. The coding region runs from base 463 to 1947 and encodes 494 amino acids. Gene Ontology annotation, cellular component: Cajal body.
UUAGGAAAUGUAUUAUAUUCUCAUCUAACCUUUACACUCCAGUCCACUAGGUGGCAGAAACGCGCCUCAUGCCAACCUUUAUUAAACGUAGCAGAAACUCCAGCCGGAAGUAUACAAACUCACACGUUACAAACACGGGCGAUUGGAUUUAUAAAAGUGUGAAGAACACAUUCACGACGUUUAAUGAAUAAAAAUAGGAGCAGUUGGAAAAACGUUAAAGUUAGACACUUAUAAUGAUGGGAACAUGAACAUUAUAGAUAUAUUCGGUUCUAAUUUGCUCUCCCAAAUGGCAUUUUGCCUACAGUAUCUGCAUUGACAGCAUUAUCAUUUAGUUUUACUUAUAAAUAACAGCGGUGUAGAGCGCUGACUUGUUGUCGUUUAGAGCGGCAAUUUGCGGUUCAGUAAAGACCAGUAAGAAAAUCGCUGUUUAGCAGAUGUUAGUUUAUCUGGUGAAUUUUUAUAAUGUCAUCCUCAGUGAUAGUCCCAGUUAUAGAUGUAACGUUACAGGCAAACAACUUUAAGGAGUUAUGGGCAGCAAUGGUGAUAGCCAUUAAAACAUCUUCAUUCAUCGCCAUUGAUACGGAACUGAGUGGUCUUGGAUCAAGGAAAGCUCUUCUAGCUGAAUCCAUUGAAGACAGGUACAAAGCCAUAUGCCAUUCAGCCCGCACACGGUCCAUACUUUCAUUGGGAUUUGCUUGUUAUAAAAAGCUUGACAACAAAGCAGACAGCACAUACCUGGUUCAGGUUUACAAUCUGACCUUGCUUUGCUCAGAGGAAUACAUCAUUGAACCUCAGUCAGUGCAGUUCCUUGUACAACAUGGAUUUGACUUCAACAAACAAUAUGCUGAAGGCAUUCCUUAUUAUAAGGGUAAUGAUAAAGGAGGUGAUGCCCAUGGGGUAAACCUGCGCUCCUUGUUCGUAGAACUGCUUAGGGCCAACAAGCCCUUGGUGGUCCAUAACGGUCUGAUAGACAUGGUCUUCCUGUACCAGUGCUUCUAUGCCCAUCUACCUGAGCGACUGGGCACCUUUAUUGCGGAUCUGUCCCAGAUGUUUCCCUCAGGCAUAUAUGACACUAAGUAUGCAACAGAGAAUGAGCUGAGGUUUACAGCCUCAUACCUGGAAUAUGCCUAUAAGAAGUGUAAGCUGGAAAAUAGCAAAGCCAUUGCAGGAGGUAGCAAUGGGAGUCAUGUGUUCAUAGAGUUUUGUAAAUAUACAGGCAGCAUGCAGAGCUACAUAGACUACAGGCCGUGCUUGGACAACCAGAAUCAGGAUGGUGCCCUCAACAUCUGUGUUCAGUUCUCUGCAUAUGGAUGGUGUCCUAAUGGCUCUCAAUGCCCCAUGUCACAUGACACAGACCUUAUAAUCCAGCAUGAUGAGAAGACCAGAGAAGACAAGAGGAAGAAAAGGAAGCGCAAGAACAAAAAGAAAGCUUUUCAAGGGCCCUCUGAGACAUGCAGUUCCCCACAGGGCAAAAAGUCGCGCUUUGAAGAGGCCAAGCUGGACCAGGCAGUGCCCAUAUCUGAACCAGCACUCCCUGAACAUCAGGAGAAGACAGCGAGUUCUGAGCCAACAGAUGCUGUGCAUGCGUUUGAAGCUGGGAAAACAGCCAGCAAGAAUGGAAAUGAGGAAUCUCGGCCAGAAGCACCUUCUGAAGCUCCUGAUAGACCAAAAGAGAAGAAAGUGGAAGGAGGAACUCACCGAGCAGGGUUUGACGCUUUCAUGACGGGCUAUAUUUUUGCUUAUGCCAGAAAUCUGACAAAAAACACAGAAGAACCCAGCACUGCUCCCCUUAUCCCUGCAUGUCUCAAUAAACUCUUCCUCAGUGGCAAGUCUGUUCCUCUACAUGUAGCCAAAAGCACCUUCUCCAAGUCUUCAAAGGCUCAUGUGCACAAGAUGGACUAUGUCUGGGGAAAAAGCACUGCUGUAAAACCUGAAGGAACUGCAUAGAAACCUUUGAUUUUCAGAUUUAAAUUUUUGUGUAAACUUUUGUUCAAAUAAAAUCAAAGUUUUUCUACUGUUUUCUGA